Messenger RNA from Lacerta agilis (Sand lizard), 4065 nucleotides. It is a transcript of the gene DHX9, whose product is annotated as DExH-box helicase 9. The record is from RefSeq and is a predicted model, not a curated record. Gene Ontology annotation, molecular function: double-stranded RNA binding; ATP binding; 3'-5' DNA/RNA helicase activity. Gene Ontology annotation, cellular component: nucleolus; intracellular anatomical structure; ribonucleoprotein complex. NCBI's taxonomy places the organism in Eukaryota, Metazoa, Chordata, Lepidosauria, Squamata, Lacertidae. Gene Ontology annotation, biological process: positive regulation of transcription by RNA polymerase II; regulation of mRNA processing.
CGCGGUAGAGGACUUGGAGAAGGGAGAGCUGCUUGGCCGGGAGAGGGAAGCUCCUAUGCUGGCCAGUGGUUGAGGCAAAGUUACCCCGGCGCAGGACAAGUAGGGGCUGCACUACUCCACCCAGUUCUGCCAUGGGGGACGUGAAGAAUUUCCUGUAUGCUUGGUGCGGCAAGCGGAAGAUCACCCCAGCUUACGAAAUCCGUGCUGUGGGCAACAAAAACCGACAGAAGUUCAUGUGUGAGGUUCGGGUGACAGGCUUCAACUAUACUGGUAUGGGCAACUCCACCAACAAGAAGGAUGCCCAGACCAACGCCGCAAGGGACUUCCUCAAUUACCUGGUUCGAGUGAAUGAAAUCAAAAGUGAAGAAAUCCCAGCUUUCGGAGCGGGAGCUGUGGGUGCUGGUGAUGGAGAAGUGGCUGGAACAGAAGAAAGUGCAGAUGGGUUUACUGCUCCUUUGGGAGGGCCGAUUCCUCCUCAUCUGGCUCUCAAAACAGAAGUAGAUGGUGUUCCUUCUUCUGGAACUGGAGGCUCUGACUAUGGGGAAACUCAGUGGGACCGCGGAGCUAAUCUGAAGGAUUACUAUUCCAGGAAGGAGGAGCAGGAGGCUCAAGCAACUUUGGAGUCAGAAGAAGUAGACUUAAAUGCUAGUCUUCAUGGGAAUUGGACCUUAGAAAAUGCCAAGGCACGCCUGAACCAGUUUUUCCAAAAAGAGAAGAUUCAAGGAGAAUAUAAAUACACUCAAGUGGGGCCUGAUCACAACAGGAGCUUUAUUGCAGAAAUGACCAUUUAUGUCAAAAGCCGGCUAGAAGUAAGAAUCUAUGCUCGUGAGCAUGGCUCCAACAAAAAGCUGGCAGCACAGUCCUGUGCUCUGUCUUUGGUCAGGCAGCUAUAUCACUUGAACAUCAUUGAGGCUUACUCUGGACAGACCAAGAAGAAGGAAGGUGAAUCGGUGGAGCCUUACGAAGUCAACAUCACUUCAGAUUUAGAAUAUCAAUUGCAAGGCAUCGUUGAGGAGAUGUGUCUUGAAACGGUUCCACCGCCUGAAGAUCCCAACUUCCCUGCUGUACUCAACAUUGGAAAGUUGGCCCACUUUGAACCAUCCCAGAAACAGAAUCAAACAGGGGUUGUGCCAUGGUCACCCCCUCAGUCAAACUGGAAUCCGUGGACUAGCUGCAAUAUUGAUGAGGGUCCUCUGGCAUACGCUACACCAGAACAGAUAAGCAUUGACCUAAAAAGCAACCUCAUGUAUCAGCUGGAAAAUGAUCAGGAACUGCAAAAAAUUCUUCAAGAGAGGGAAACGCUGCCUGUGAAAAAGUUUGAGCGAGAGAUUCUGGAUGCCAUCCACCAAAAUUCUGUUGUCAUCAUCCGUGGGGCAACAGGCUGUGGCAAAACCACACAGGUUCCACAGUACAUCCUGGAUGAAUUUAUUCACAGUGGAAGAGCUGCUGAGUGUAAUGUGGUUGUGACUCAGCCCAGGAGGAUCAGUGCUGUUUCUGUGGCAGAACGAGUCUCCUAUGAGAGAGGAGAAGAACCUGGGAAUAGCUGUGGUUAUAGUGUCCGCUUUGAAUCGAUGCUUCCCCGACCCCAUGCCAGUAUGAUGUUCUGCACUGUAGGUGUCCUCUUGAGAAAGCUGGAAGCUGGCAUCCGUGGAAUCAGUCAUGUUAUUGUGGAUGAAAUCCAUGAGAGAGACAUUAAUACUGACUUCCUAUUGGUGGUUCUGCGGGACGUCAUUCAGACCUACCCUGUCAGAGUGAUCCUCAUGUCUGCCACCAUUGAUACCACCAUGUUCUGUGAAUACUUCUUUAAUUGCCCCAUCAUUGAGGUCUUUGGCAGAACCUACCCUGUUCAAGAGUAUUUUCUGGAAGACUGCAUUCAGAUGACUAAAUUCAUUCCUCCACCAAAGGACAAAAAGAAGAAGGAUAAAGAUGAAGAUGGUGGUGAAGAUGAUGAUGCCAAUUGCAACCUUAUCUGUAGUGAUGAAUAUGGCCCAGAAACGAAGCGCCGCAUGGCCCAGCUGAAUGAGAAGGAGACCCCCUUUGAGCUCAUUGAGGCCUUGCUGAAGUAUAUCGAGACCCUGAAUGCACCAGGAGCAGUCCUUGUUUUCUUGCCUGGCUGGAAUCUGAUCUACACCAUGCAGAAAUACCUGGAAAUGAAUCCACAUUUUGGAAGCCAGAGAUACAGAAUACUUCCUCUACAUUCCCAGAUUCCCCGAGAGGAGCAACGCAAAGUAUUUGACCCAGUGCCCCCUGCAAUGACCAAAGUAAUUUUAUCUACCAACAUUGCAGAGACCAGUAUUACCAUUAAUGAUGUCGUCUACGUUAUUGACUCUUGCAAGCAAAAGGUGAAGCUCUUCACUGCUCACAACAACAUGACCAACUAUGCCACUGUGUGGGCUUCAAAAACUAACCUGGAACAGCGGAAAGGACGAGCUGGUCGUGUCCGUCCUGGCUUCUGUUUCCACCUUUGCAGCAGAGCUCGCUUUGAACGACUUGAGACUCAUAUGACUCCAGAGAUGUUCCGAACACCGCUACAUGAAAUUGCUUUGAGCAUCAAACUGCUGCGACUGGGAGGGAUUGGCCAGUUCCUGGCCAAAGCUAUAGAGCCACCUCCUUUGGAUGCAGUGAUUGAAGCAGAGCACACACUCAGAGAGCUUGAUGCCUUGGACUCCAAUGACGAGCUGACACCUCUUGGGCGAAUUUUAGCUAGACUGCCCAUUGAACCUCGCCUUGGGAAGAUGAUGAUAAUGGGGUGUAUUUUCUAUGUGGGAGAUGCUGUAUGUACCAUCUCUGCAGCCACCUGCUUCCCUGAGCCAUUCAUUAGCGAGGGAAAGAGGCUGGGUUACGUUCACAGAAAUUUUGCUGGAAAUCGGUUUUCUGAUCACGUGGCCCUCCUGUCAGUUUUCCAAGCCUGGGAUAAUGCCAGAUUGGGUGGGGAAAAUGCAGAGAUACGUUUCUGUGAACACAAGAGACUCAACAUGGCUACUCUGAGAAUGACUUGGGAAGCCAAAGUGCAGUUGAAAGAUAUUCUUGUCAACUCUGGAUUUCCUGAAGAGUGUUUGAUGACCCAGAUAUUUAACAACACUGGACCAGAUAACAGCCUAGACGUUGUCAUCUCUCUGCUGGCUUUUGGCUUGUAUCCCAAUGUCUGUUUCCACAAGGAGAAGAGGAAGAUUCUAACUACUGAAGGCCGCAAUGCACUUAUCCACAAGUCUUCUGUUAACUGUCCAUUUAGCAGUCAGGACAUGAAGUAUCCUUGUCCAUUUUUUGUCUUUGGAGAAAAGAUCCGGACACGAGCCAUCUCUGCCAAAGCAAUGACCUUAGUGAGCCCUUUGCAGCUGCUUCUCUUUGGCUCUAAGAAAGUUGUAUCAGAUGGAGAGAUCAUUAUGUUGGAUGACUGGAUCAAACUGCGUAUGCCUCACAAUGCAGCUGCCUGUAUCGCUGCGUUGCGUGCAGCAAUGGAAGCCCUUGUGGUGGAAGUAACUAAGAAUCCAGAAAUCAUCAGUGACAUAGACCCAAUGAACAAAAACAUGUUGAAUGUAAUUUGGGAAAUCUCCAAACCAUUAGCUGCUGGCAUCAACCUUGCAGCAGGCACUAUGAGGUAUGGUGAUGGACCUCGCCCCCCCAAAAUGGCUCGGUAUGACAAUGGAGGUGGCUAUAGAGGUGGCAGUGGUUACAGAGGUGGCGGCGGCUACAGGGGCGGCUAUGGAAGUGGUUACCAUUCUUACCAUGGUGGUUCUGGGGGAAGGGGAUAUGCCAGUGGUGCUGGGGGAGGUGGCUUUCGAGGUGGGGGAGGCUAUCAAGGAUACCAAAGUGGAGGAAACAGAGGGAGUGGGUUUAGAGGCAGGUGGGGGUGGUAGGAGUGGAACAAUAGUACCACCCAAAAAUAAUGAUGCAUGAUCUUGUUUUUCCCCAUGUUCCUUUGCUUGUAAUGCAGAAGUGUUUCUAGUCCUAGAGUUCACAAAGGAUUGAAACUUUAAUUUGAUAUAAUAAAUAAUCAGAUUGCUAUGAUACUCUUUCAUGAUGUGUUCAUUUUGAUCUUAAUAAAACAAGUUAUUUGUUUUUAAA